CUCAGAGUAAACCGAAAGUAAGUUUCCGUUCAUGCGAUUACAAAAUCGUGAAGGUGAAAAAUACAAGAGUAUAUUUUCUUCAAAAUGGCAAAAAACUUGAUAAGUGUGAUCAUAGCUGGUUCAAAGGUGGUUGGACGGGCUUUCGCCAAGGCAUUCCAGCAGGAGUUGGAAAUGAGCAAACAGGCAGCGGCUCGUCACGGCGGAGGGAGGCAGGGGGAGAAGAAGGCUGCGGCAGACCUCUCUAUGAACAUGUCACUACAGGAAGCCAGAGAAAUUCUGAAUAUCGAAGACAUAGCAAACAAAGAAUCUGUUGAGAAAAGUUACAAACAUUUGUUUGAUGUGAACGACAAGUCAAAAGGAGGGUCCUUUUACCUGCAGUCAAAAGUGGUUCGAGCAAAAGAACGGAUAGAAGUUGAGCUGAAAGCAGAAGAUCAAGAAACACUGAAAACUGACACAGACAGCGAAAAUAGAACAGAAAAAACUUAACACUAGAUUUAACAUUAGGACUAUCAAUGUUAAAGAAUUGUGAUAUUGAAAACAGUGCCAGGCUAUUGGUAUUUUGCAGUGUGGUCGGUACAAAUGCUCACCAAAAUGGUUGGGUUAAUUGUACUGAUAUGAAUAGAAAAAUCGUGCAUUUAAAUACCAUAAAUGGCCUGUGUGACAUAUUACGCUGAACAUGUUUGCUCUCAAUGGCACUGGAAGAGUUUAUGGGCACAGAACCAGCUUUCACUCUCUUUUUUCGAAAUAUAUGUACAUCAGAAUUAAUGAAGAAAGCUGUUUUACUCAGAACAGAAGAAAUAAUAUUCUUAUUAAGGGUUUUGGCUGGGUUUUAAAAAGGACAGGGUGCUUGGGGUGAAAAGGGCUUAUUGUAUCAGGCUGUGAGAAAAAACUUACACAUCAUGAAAUUGAUAGAAAAUUAAAAAAAAAUGUUAUAUUGGGUUUCAACUGCCAAAAAUAAUUGUAUUUAUAAUUGUAUAAGAAGUUUCCGUCAAAACAGUCAUCAGCAUUUACUCCUAUGAAAACAGAAGGGUGCCCAUGCUAGUCUCUAUUAGGGUAAAAAGAUGUUACCAAAAAAGGACAGGAUGCAGCACCAUUCCAUGUUUUUGUAAAACCCAAAGAAUUGCUAGAAUUAAUACAGCAUGUGUUUUAUUUAGCCUCUUAUAUGGGCAUUUGGCUAAUUUUAUGUGUCUCUGUAACAAAAACCAAAUAUAAGGCCUUGUGAUGUCAAUUCAUAUGGACUAACAUUUGGCUGCAUGUCUCAUAAUAUGGUAAACAACAUAAUGAACAUGUGGUUGUGUUGUUCCAGUGUGUCUAUUGGUAAUGGUAAUAAGACAAUUUAAAAGUAUGUGAAUUUUAGUCAGAGAUAAUAAUUUAUCCUUAGAAAUGUCAAGCAUUUUCUUUCAUGUUUUUAUAUUUCCUUUGCUAGUUCGUUUUUCCUAGUAUGGCAAGCACAAUUUAAGAAUGAAGGAUUGUUAAGAUUAUGGUUUGAUGUUUUAAAAAUAUACAUGUUAAGAUGUAUGGUCACACCCACUUUGUUUUAUUGAUAUAUUAUAAUAUAUGAAAAUGAUUUCUC
Mya arenaria is the source of this 1573-nucleotide messenger RNA. Its product is annotated as mitochondrial import inner membrane translocase subunit Tim16-like. Gene Ontology annotation, cellular component: TIM23 mitochondrial import inner membrane translocase complex. The transcript has 4 exons. Gene Ontology annotation, biological process: protein import into mitochondrial matrix. Bases 85 to 486 code for a protein of 133 amino acids. Lineage: Eukaryota; Metazoa; Mollusca; Bivalvia; Myida; Myidae. The record is from RefSeq and is a predicted model, not a curated record.